GAGACGUGGCAGCGACAAGUUACAUGUCGUGGUUGGUGACAUUCAUUUCUGCAAGUUCCAUCCUGGCGAUUGUCACAGUUUCGACGACAUCGACAGAAACGUCUUGCUCUUUCGACGAGUUUCGUCAAUGCUUACAAGCUUUGCACUCUUUGACACAAAGUAAUGAUCUGGUUUUUGGUACCACAAAAGAAGACCUGGUUAAAGUUUGCAGCGAUAUGCAGGAGAGCAUCAGCUGCGUUGACGAGUACAUCAAGAGAUGCUUUACUGCUACCCAAGCACAGGUUUUCAAUCAUGUGGUUGCAGAAGCUCGACAAGUGAAAGAUGAUCUGUGUGUUCCCGGACCGAUACAAGAAGCUUAUCUCCGUCACGCACCGUGUUUUAUAAACAUAUCAUUAUCUGAAGAUAAAUGCGCUCCUAUAUAUCGACAUGUGUUGGAAUUAUCAGAAAAUGUGAACAAAGAAGAAGACGUGGAAGAAGGAUUAAGAAAAUCCUGUUGUGCCUUCAACGAGUUCGUUCUUUGCAAGUAUCAUCACGUCUCCAAAGACUGUGGUUCCGAUGCAGCUGAAUUUCAACAAAAACAUCUCGACAGGAUAUCCGGUCCAUUAAUGUAUGAACAUUGCGCUACUUACACUUUUGGUUCCAAUACAUGCUCCUCUUCCGAUCAAAUAAAGCCUAUCGUACGCAUGUUAGCACUUAUUUAUAUCUGUUUAAAACUUUGGAUGUAAAUUAGAAUAUAGUGAAAAUAAAUGUUAG
Centruroides sculpturatus (bark scorpion) is the source of this 753-nucleotide messenger RNA. RefSeq lists its product as uncharacterized. The coding region runs from base 24 to 725 and encodes 233 amino acids. Lineage: Eukaryota; Metazoa; Arthropoda; Arachnida; Scorpiones; Buthidae. The transcript is spliced from 5 exons. The record is from RefSeq and is a predicted model, not a curated record.